GGUCCCGCGGUCCCGUCAUGGCGGUGCAGGACCCGCGGCCGAACCACACCAUUUACAUCAAUAACCUCAACGAGAAGAUCAAGAAAGAUGAGCUCAAGAAGUCGCUGUACGCCAUCUUCUCCCAGUUUGGACAGAUCCUGGACAUCCUGGUGGCACGCAGCCUGCGGCUCCGGGGCCAGGCCUUUGUCAUCUUCAAGGAGCUGAGCAGCGCCUCCAGCGCCCUGCGCUCCAUGCAGGGCUUCCCCUUCUACGACAAGCCCAUGCGUAUCCAAUAUGCCAAGACGGAUUCCGACAUCAUCGCCAAGAUGAAGGGCACCUUCGUGGAGCGGGAUCGGAAGCGGGAGAAGCGGAAACCCAAAGGCCAGGAAGCUCCCAGCGGGAAGAAGAGCGGAGCCGCCGCGGCCGCACCGGUGCAGGGCAGCGUUCCCGGAAUGCCGCCCAUGAGCCAAGCGCCCCGCAUGAUGCACCACAUGGCCGGGCAGCCGCCCUACAUGCCCCCGCCGGGGAUGAUCCCACCUCCUGGAAUGACUCCCGGAGGAAUCCCACCUGGAGCCAUGCCCCCCCAGCAGCUCUCAGAGAACCCCCCCAACCACAUCCUCUUCCUCACCAACCUCCCUGAGGAGACCAACGAGCUGAUGCUCUCCAUGCUCUUCAACCAGUUCCCUGGUUUCAAGGAGGUUCGCCUCGUGCCGGGCCGCCACGACAUCGCCUUCGUGGAGUUCGACAACGAGGUGCAGGCCGGCGCCGCCCGCGACGCGCUCCAGGGCUUCAAGAUCACGCAGAGCAACGCCAUGAAGAUCUCCUUCGCCAAGAAGUGACCCCGAAACACCCUGAAACACCCCGAAACACCCCAAAAGACCCCAAAAUACCCCCAAAACACCCCAAAAUACCCCCAAAACACCCCAAAAUACCCCC
Molecule: messenger RNA, 915 nt
Organism: Pezoporus occidentalis (night parrot)
Lineage: Eukaryota; Metazoa; Chordata; Aves; Psittaciformes; Psittacidae
Gene: SNRPA
Product: small nuclear ribonucleoprotein polypeptide A
Exons: 6
Coding region: 18-818 (266 amino acids)
Biological process (GO): mRNA splicing, via spliceosome
Cellular component (GO): U1 snRNP
Molecular function (GO): U1 snRNA binding
Source: RefSeq, a predicted model, not a curated record